GUUGGUUGUGGAGGUUGUCACACGAUGGUGCUAGGCUACCAGCCUCCUACCAUCACGCCAGUUAGUCUACACAAAAUCUCAACGAUGCUACCACCUCUUCGCGGUGGUAGCGCUCUACCGCCUCUACGUCGAUCAUUGACCUCCACAUCUCCCCCAGACAAGACACCGACUGAAGAAGAUGGCGCGAAUGAAGAGAAUCCUGUAGCCGAAUGUCGGGCCGAAGUGCUGGCCGUGGCAGAAGUCGCCCCUCCUGCACGUCAGGAUCCUGCACCCGACGUUGAUGAAGAUUUUUCUGGGGUCCCACCAACUGCAGAUGACGUCCAAAGAUCCGACGAACCCGGUGAUGAAAAUGAAGACGGAGGUGACAAGGAAGAAGCUGAGGCUGCUAAGCAGGAGAAGAAAGGCAACGCGUUCACACGGCUCCUCAAACACUUGGGUCGGCGGAAGACGUCCUCCGAAUCUCAGGUCUCGGACUCGUACACCGCAUCUGAUCCGCAGCCUACGGAAGCUCCUGCGUACACAUCCUCCACCGACGCCGUGCCGCCAGCUACUGACGAAGGCGCCGCCGAUGAGGUGGACGACUUGCUGGAUGCUCGCGCCGAGGCGUCCGCGCCCAGCGCUCAGGAAGUCGCCGCGGCGUCUCUGGAGCUGUCGCCUGAUGAUGACCAGAAGGCGCAGGGUGGUAUUGUACAGCGACUCCGCCACCUGCGUAAGGUGAACAACAUCACAGAUGGUCACCUGGAGGAGACGCAGCCACCUGUCCUCCCCCAGCAGCAGCCAUCUGAUGUGCCUUCUGAUGGACCAGCUGACAUCGAAACUGUGCAGUCCCGCGCCUGCACCAUCCUGUAGGCAACGGCAAAUUUGAUUCCAUGGUGCCGAACUGCGGAUGGAGUUUUCACCCUGCGGAUGGAUGAAAACGGCGGAUGUCUUUUCACCCUGAGCUUUCUGGGCCUGUACAUAUCGAGGAAUGGACGUCUAAACAUCACAUUUGUCGAAUAAUUUUGUACAUUUAUUCAUCUGUACAUGUUUGAGGUCGCGGAGGAAUCGGAUUCUGCGAGAGUGGUGGUCGGUCGGGAAACCAAACUUACCUGUUGUACUGGUUUUGCUGACUGUGAUGUUAGUGGUUGUAAGGUGAAGGUAUUUUUGCAAAAAAAAAAAAGAAUUUUUACCUGUAAUCGUGAUUUGUCAUAUUCAUUGUCGAACAAAGUAAUAUUUUAAGCGUAUUGAUGUGUGCGAUGGGGCACAAAUUUACCGCGAAAUUUUAUGAGACCAAAUCAUAGUUUCGUGGCCAAAAUAAAAUAAUCUGCGGCUGCAGAAACUAGCGUCGUUUGGUCGAAGAGCUGAUUUCAUCGUGCAUUUAACAAUAUUUGUAUUAUAAUCUAUGGACAUUUUAUUUUUAAGUGAGACUUGCAGCUUUUUGAGUCAAAAAUUUAGAAUGUACUUUGUGACUUUUGGCGCAUAAAAAAGUUCGAGAAAAAUUACAUUUAUUCGUAUGGACCAUUUCACGAUUUUCGAGACCGCACGAGUAAAUAGGCCGUUAAUUAGCUCUUUUAUUGAAAAGAUUUUCAGGCUGAAAUUUCUACACAUCUGAAAUUUCUGCAUAAAUUACUGCACAUUGCUAAUAAAUGUGAGCGUGCAAAAUCACUCCAAAGUAACAGAUCUCUGGCCCUCAGUCUCAGUUCUAUAUAUGUUUGUUACGUUUGUAAAUAUGUCUCUUCGUAACGUAGCAUUCAUCUUCACCUCCCUCCAGGCAAAUAAUGUUGAAACAAACUUAAUUACGAGUUAAUUUCAGUUGAAACAACGUUUAAUCACCGCUAUUUCAACGUUGAUGGCAUGAAAUUAAGAUGAACACUACAAAAGCAACGCUCGUCUCGUAAUUCUUAUAAUAAGUAAUUAGUCCAAACUUUCCUUCAGCAUUACUUAUUUUACGAAUGCCAAAUUUUUAUUCGUAAAUUAACGUUCAAAAAAUAUUUUACGAAAU
Messenger RNA from Hyalella azteca, 1981 nucleotides. RefSeq lists its product as uncharacterized. The record is from RefSeq and is a predicted model, not a curated record. NCBI's taxonomy places the organism in Eukaryota, Metazoa, Arthropoda, Malacostraca, Amphipoda, Hyalellidae.